Arvicola amphibius (Eurasian water vole) is the source of this 1047-nucleotide messenger RNA. It is a transcript of the gene Gbx2, whose product is annotated as gastrulation brain homeobox 2. Bases 1 to 1047 code for a protein of 348 amino acids. The transcript is spliced from 2 exons. Lineage: Eukaryota; Metazoa; Chordata; Mammalia; Rodentia; Cricetidae. Gene Ontology annotation, molecular function: DNA-binding transcription factor activity, RNA polymerase II-specific; RNA polymerase II transcription regulatory region sequence-specific DNA binding. Gene Ontology annotation, cellular component: nucleus. Gene Ontology annotation, biological process: regulation of nervous system development; regulation of transcription by RNA polymerase II. The record is from RefSeq and is a predicted model, not a curated record.
AUGAGCGCAGCGUUCCCGCCGUCGCUGAUGAUGAUGCAGCGCCCGCUGGGGAGUAGUACCGCCUUUAGCAUAGACUCGCUGAUCGGCAGCCCGCCGCAACCCAGCCCCGGCCAUUUCGUCUACACCGGCUACCCCAUGUUCAUGCCCUAUCGGCCAGUGGUGCUGCCGCCGCCGCCGCCACCACCUCCCGCGCUGCCCCAGGCUGCGCUACAGCCUGCUCUGCCCCCCGCGCACCCUCACCACCAGAUCCCCAGUCUGCCCACUGGCUUCUGCUCCAGCCUGGCGCAGGGCAUGGCUCUCACCUCCACGCUCAUGGCCACGUUGCCCGGCGGCUUCUCGGCGUCGCCCCAGCAUCAAGAGGCGGCGGCCGCCCGCAAGUUCGCUCCGCAGCCACUGCCUGGUGGUGGCAACUUCGACAAAGCCGAGGCGCUCCAAGCCGAUGCCGAGGACGGCAAAGCCUUCCUGGCCAAGGAGGGCUCGCUGCUCGCCUUCUCUGCGGCCGAAGCGGUGCAGGCGUCGCUCGUCGGGGCUGUCCGAGGGCAAGGGAAAGACGAGUCAAAGGUGGAAGAUGACCCGAAGGGCAAGGAGGAGAGCUUCUCUCUAGAGAGCGAUGUGGACUACAGCUCAGAUGACAAUUUGCCUGGCCAGACGGCUCAUAAGGAGGAAGAUCCCGGCCACGCACUGGAGGAGACCCCGCAGAGCGGUGGUGCAGCGGGCAGCACUACAUCCACUGGCAAGAACCGGCGGCGGCGGACUGCCUUCACCAGCGAACAGCUGCUGGAGCUGGAGAAAGAAUUCCACUGCAAAAAGUACCUCUCCUUGACCGAGCGCUCGCAGAUCGCCCACGCCCUCAAACUCAGCGAGGUGCAGGUAAAAAUCUGGUUCCAGAACCGCCGGGCCAAGUGGAAACGCGUCAAGGCAGGCAAUGCCAAUUCCAAGACCGGGGAGCCCUCCCGGAACCCCAAGAUCGUCGUCCCCAUCCCCGUUCACGUCAGCAGGUUCGCUAUUCGAAGUCAACACCAGCAGCUGGAGCAGGCCCGACCCUGA